Funneliformis mosseae is the source of this 1523-nucleotide messenger RNA. The record is from the annotation of a GenBank genome assembly. NCBI's taxonomy places the organism in Eukaryota, Fungi, Glomeromycota, Glomeromycetes, Glomerales, Glomeraceae.
AAAACAAAUUAUGGAUUUUUGGAGGUGGAAUUAUAGCUAAUGGAAAUUUUGCUCCAACGUCAAAUGUAUUUUAUGUAGACUUGACAAAAAAAUUUGAUGUAGACAAAGUUGCAUUUGUGGAUUUAACACUUCAAGAGGAAAGCCCAUUUGUAUGCGCAUGGUGUCUAAGUGCUGUUGGCGGAAAGGAUAAUUUAACGGUAUUUUUUUUUGCUGGAUUAAUGUUAGAUCCAGCUUCCUUGAAAGCAACAACUUCAACAUCUUAUUCAUUUGAUAUUAAAACUAGAAAAUGGUCAGUGGCAACUUUCACUGGUUCACCUUCUAAACGUAGAGAAUUACAACCUGCUACUGAUGCAAAUGGAAAAAUUUAUAUGUUUGGUGGUGGUGCUGAUCUUGCUUUAGAUGUUAACCCUCCUGAAGUUUAUGAUGACAUGUAUAUUUUGAAUUCUUUAACUUUGGAAGGGACUACGGGUUCCAGGUUAAAUCGUCCUUUUCCUAGAAUUGAUUAUACUGCUACUAUGUUACCUGAUGGUAUUAUUGUUUACAUCGGUGGAUCGGAAGCUAAUUCGGACCUUAAUUUUGUUAACGUUGAUAUAAAUAAGAUUCAGAAAUAUGAUACAAAAUCAAAUACUUGGUCACAAACGCUUGCAACCGGUGAAAAAACUAAUAAUAGAGCUGGACAUUCAGCUGCAUUAGCCAAGAAUGGACAAAUAAUAGUUUUUGGAGGAAUAUAUUUACCAGCAUUAUUAGCAUCUUCUCCACAAGUCAUGAUAUUGGAUACUUCAACUCCAGACUACAAGUGGAUUAAACCUCCAAUUAUGACCGGAACGGGAACGGGAACGGAACAACCACCUGACCUUUUAUUUCAUACCGCAACUAUUGUCGAAAAAUACAUGAUAAUUGCUUUCGGAAAUAGAACCUUGAAUGAUAAUGAGAAAGGACAAAGUGGUAGAUUAUACCUUUUAGAUCUAGAAAAAAUGGAAUGGAUCAAAACCUAUAAUCCACCUAGUGAUUUGACAAAGCCUUCUGUCAAUGAUACUUCGGAAACAAACAAAAAAUCAACAAAUAAAGUAAUGAUCAUUUCAAUAGUUGUUGCGGUAGUUUUAAUUUGUCUUGGAACCGCGUCAAUUGGAAUAUUUUAUUAUAAAAAAAGGCAAUUAAAUCCUCAAAAUUCUAAUGGUACUCCUACUUUCGCUUCUCAACCGCCACCUAAUGUAAUGAAUCAACAAAUGCGACAAUAUCAAGCUCUUCCAACACCAAACAAUCAUCUGCAGCAGCCGCAGCUACCGCGGCAACCGCUGCCUAGAAAUAGUUUAUCCGCUACAUAUAACCAACAUCAUAACGAAAAUUUGCCUUCAGCUGAUUAUAAUAAUAAUGCAGUACAAUCCCAAAGGGGAUUUGAUGUUCCUCCUGAUCAACCGUACGGUGUCGUUAUUUAUAAUACUGAAUCUGGUGAAAUGUACGUCCCACAAAAUAUGUCAACGUCAUCAUUUCCUAAUCCUAAUUCCAACAAUUAUAUGAAAUGA